Molecule: messenger RNA, 504 nt
Organism: Lactuca saligna
Lineage: Eukaryota; Viridiplantae; Streptophyta; Magnoliopsida; Asterales; Asteraceae
Source: the annotation of a GenBank genome assembly
AUGCCACUGGGAGAAGAGGGAAAUACUGGUUCUGGCAGACCUUCCUCUCCUUCCCAGCCGACUGUUGGGGUCAUUUCCCCUGUUCGUCUUUCAGCUUCCACUUAUUCUGAUUCACCUGCAGGGGAACUAGCAGUAAAAGGUAAUGCCCCUAUUCGGAAAAGACGAAAAUUGAGUGUGGUGUCGUCGUCGCACAAGGAGACUGAAUCCGAUGAUGCGGGCCUUCGUCCUCGUAAGAUGCGUAAGACUAUGUCCAUGGCUAAGCUUCUUGUUGGUAGCCGGGACUUUUUUGGUGAAAAGUUUUAUGUGCCUAGGCAGGAAGACAUGGUGGUGGUACCUAGUUCUUCAAUAACACCAUUGUCGCUGUUUACUGACACACUCUCAGUUGAUCCUGGUUCCAGCUCCAUGUUUAGGAGUGCACUAGGCUCACCUAGAGGUUUUUCCCAGCUGGAAAAGCCUUCCAGGGUUGACGAAAUAGGGAACUAUGUCUCCCCCCUUGUCUUUUGA